Erpetoichthys calabaricus (reedfish) is the source of this 1868-nucleotide messenger RNA. RefSeq lists its product as uncharacterized. The record is from RefSeq and is a predicted model, not a curated record. The transcript has 13 exons. Bases 30 to 1688 code for a protein of 552 amino acids. NCBI's taxonomy places the organism in Eukaryota, Metazoa, Chordata, Cladistia, Polypteriformes, Polypteridae.
UCGGCUCCUGACAGGUGAUUCACAGAAACAUGGAGCUGGCGCUGCAGGUGCUCAUCAUGGCCGUGCUGGCAGGUCCAGUGUCCUCCCUGAGCUGUUAUACUUGUUCUGGAUUUACUUCAUGGAGCUCCUGUCCUGCCACCCAAGCAAACACCUGCUCUCCUACUUCAACAGCCUGUGGGGCUGCGGUUGUGUUACUGCAAGCAAAUUCCUUGAGUGCAACUAACUACAUCCGUUCUUGUCUGCCGCCAUCACUCUGCAACACUCAAAUGUCCCUGUCCACGGGCCAGCUGAAUGCCACUUUCAACUCAUUAUGCUGCACCACCAACUCCUGCAACACCAACACACUUGCAGAAUUUACACCGAUGACGUUGGGAACCUUGCAGUGCUAUGGAGGGGUAAACCAGCAGAGCGCCGUGACGUGCAGCAAUGCUGAAGACCACUGCUUCACCGUCACAGCCCCGAAUCUGGUCACAGUCAGUGGAUGUGCUUCACUUAGCGCCUGUAACAAUAUGGCCUCCAUUGGAGCUUACUUUGGGGUGCCUUCGAGUGCCAGUGCCAGCUGCUGCACAGGACCGCUCUGCAACCAGGCCUCCCCAGCAUCAAAUUCUUUGGUCUGCUACACCUGCUCCAGCUCCAGCCCCGGCUCGUGUGCCCAGCUCUCAGUCUGUAGUCCUCCAUUCACCACCUGUGGGAGUUUUGCUGUCCAGCUUGUUCAAAAUGGGACAUCAACGACUCAGUAUUUACAGACCUGCGCCACCCCACAAACCUGCAAUGUUCCCUUAUCCAUCAGCAUCGGACUGUUUAGUGCCACCGCCUUCUCCCAGUGCUGCACGUCAAGUCUCUGCAACCUUGUCAACUCAGUCCAAGCAUUUACACCGCCUUCAGGUACCCUGCAGUGCUAUGGGGGAGUAAACCAGCAGAGCAAUGUGACAUGCAGGAACAUUGAGGACCACUGCUUCACCAUCACAAUGUCAAAUGUGCCUACAAUCAGUGGAUGUGCUUCACAAAGCGUCUGUGCCAAUAUGGCCACCACUGGAGCUUACUUUGGAUUGCCCUCAAAUGUGACCGCCAGCUGCUGCACAGGAUCGUUUUGCAACCGUGCCAACCCUGUGUCAAAUUCUACAGUGUGCUACACCUGCUCCAGUUCCAGCCCCGGCUCGUGUGCUCGGUUCUCCGUCUGUAGUCCUUCAUUCACCACCUGUGGGAGUUUUGCGGUGCAACUUGUGGAAAAUGGCGUGUCCAGCACACAGUAUUUUCAGAGCUGCGCCUAUCCAGGAAUCUGCAAUUCCCCCUUGUCCUUCAACUAUGGGAUCGUCAGCGCCAGCGUCAAUGCCCAGUGCUGUACAACAAGCCUCUGCAACCUGGUGAAUUCAGUAACAGUGUCUCCAGAAGCUCCGAAUUCUAAGACCUGCUAUGUUGGAGUAAACGGCGCCAUCCAGGGGAUUGUCCAAUGUAAAGGCAGUGAGACCCUUUGCUUCACAAUUGGACUGGCAAGCGCAGGAACGGUCAGAGGAUGCACUUCACAGGGUGUCUGUGACAAUUACGCCACAGUCAUUGGCUUCUUUGGUGACACCCCGACAACAAACCCCAUCUGCUGCAGUGGAAAUUUAUGCAAUAGCAGCUGGAGGCCAAGAUGGAGUCCCAUUUUGUUUCUGCUUCUGCUGACGGCGAUGACCUUCUUCUACUGAAUUGGCACAGAUCAAAGUUGAUCAAGGAAGGCUGGCGUCUUUCACCUGGCACCCCACUGAUUCUGCUCUCUGCACUGUUUCAUUUGACUUGUCGUGUAAUUAAUUACUUUUAAAAUUUGUGACUUUUUGUGUUUGUGCAGUCUGUAAAAGGCACCACAUUAAAUAAAAAUGAACCAUAAA